GAAUUGCAGUGGAGCGCAGUUGUUGAUUACCUUGUUGAACAGUCAUUUGCGAAAACUUCCUAAUCACUACCUCAUCAGACAUUCCAUGAGUUGUUGAAUUUGCCAAUUAUUGGAUGCACAAAGCAUAACAUGUUUUGCAAAAUUUGUGAGGUGUCGUCUUCAGAGCUUCAUUUUGGAAUCGUUUCUUGCAGAUCGUGUGCGGCGUUUUUCCGAAGAUAUGUAAACUCUCCAAAGCAGCUGAAAAAAUGCAAUUGUGAAGCGGAGCGGGCUCCGUGCAGAUAUUGUAGGAUGAAGAUGUGUGUGAAAAAUGGAAUGAUGAUCACAAAAGUUCAACAAAAACGCGACCACAAUCUCCCGCGAGCUGGCAGAAAUUUUAUUGAGACGGCACAAAUUGCUCUUCGCAACAAUGAUCGAACUCUCAACGCACUGAGUAAUUACCGAAUUCUUGCCAAGGAAAGAGAAGUUGUUCAUAAAUCUUCGAGUUCGGAGCAGAUUAACUAUUUCGAGUAUACCAGUAUUGCAAUUGUGGAUUCUCGAAUUUUAUGGAAAAAGUUGGAGAAAACAUUCCUAGAGUUGCAGGACCUUAAUGAUCUGGACAAGUUGAAUUUAUUCUCAAACUUUUAUCCAAAGUGGACAUUUUUUGAGUCGGCUAUUUUUGCUGUUGAGAAAAAAUCGGAUGUUCACACAUUUUUCGCGCCGAAUGGAAAACCAGCAAAACAAAUUUCGAAAUUUUAUAAAGACUGCAUGAUUGGGAAAAGUAUGAAGGAUAUUGAUGUUUAUCGCAUAUUUGAACCGUAUUGGAAGUCGUACUAUGUCCACGUGGCAUAUCCAUUGUUCGAAUUGAAAUUUGAUCAAAUGGAAUUAAUGGCUCUGCUUGCACUGAUGUUAUUGGAUCCAGGAUACACAAAUAUAUCAGAAAAAUGCUCUGAAAUGUGUCAUCGAAUGAGAAAAGUUAUUCAAAGAGAGUUGAGAGGAUAUUAUUUGGAGAAUAAUAAACCUACAGAUCGAAUGUUGAAAGUUUUUGAGGCAUUGCUUUUAAUGGAGAAAACAGAUCGCUGGCUUCAAGAAGAAGUUCAAAUGUGCGAGAUGUACAAUGUUCAAGCUGAUGAAGAGUUCCGUCGAAUGGUGUUGGUUCGGAAAAUUUAAGUGUUUUUACUGAAAACUUCGCACAUAUUUUGGCUCUCUCACUGUUAUUUUUAAAUAUGUACUAUUUUUAUUUUUUUUGACCAUAAAAAUGGCAAUGAUGUUUUGCAACAGAGAAUACAAUUUAAAAAAAUCUUUGAACUCCACGGUUACAACGAAAGCGUGUCAGACUAUUUAUCGCUCAAUUUUUAGUGUUUUUCUCAUUAACUAAUUCAUAGAUUUUGUUAUCAGCUUAUUCCUCAGAGAUCCCACUUAUUGCGGCUAUUGUUCUGAUUACCCUUAUUUCCGUUUUUUAUCUCUUUCAUUUAAUAUUACGUAUUUCAGAUUUUGUAUAGAUAAUAUUGGUAUUCGCUCAAAUUUUUGUGUUGAGACAGCUCAUAAUUUCAGGCCUAUUGAAUACAAUUUGUGUUUUUU
This is a messenger RNA of Caenorhabditis elegans, 1557 nucleotides long. It is a transcript of the gene nhr-94, whose product is annotated as Nuclear Hormone Receptor family. The record is from RefSeq and is marked reviewed. Gene Ontology annotation, molecular function: zinc ion binding; sequence-specific DNA binding; DNA binding. Gene Ontology annotation, cellular component: nucleus. Gene Ontology annotation, biological process: regulation of DNA-templated transcription; DNA-templated transcription. The transcript has 6 exons. NCBI's taxonomy places the organism in Eukaryota, Metazoa, Nematoda, Chromadorea, Rhabditida, Rhabditidae. The coding region runs from base 130 to 1146 and encodes 338 amino acids.